Molecule: messenger RNA, 15464 nt
Organism: Sarcophilus harrisii (Tasmanian devil)
Lineage: Eukaryota; Metazoa; Chordata; Mammalia; Dasyuromorphia; Dasyuridae
Gene: ANK2
Product: ankyrin 2
Exons: 50
Coding region: 924-13361 (4145 amino acids)
Biological process (GO): signal transduction; protein localization to T-tubule; regulation of cardiac muscle contraction
Cellular component (GO): T-tubule
Molecular function (GO): protein binding
Source: RefSeq, a predicted model, not a curated record
UUCCCACUGACAGCCCCAUUUAGUUCCCUUGCUUAAUGCAGAUCCCUGAUGCAGGCUCACGUGGGUCUGUAAAUGACACAAUGAGGACUAGCUAUUCCCAGUCCUCUGAAGCUUGUACACGCUUGGAUUGGUACAGUCGUCGUUUCUUGCAGGUGAACUCAACAUCUUUGCGUCCCAAUGCUGCAGCUUUGUUUGUUUGUUUUCUCACCCCCUACCCCUCCGCCUUUUUAGUGAGCCCAGAAUAAGGAAAUAUAAGAGAUAUUUUUAAAAAGAAAGAAAGGAAAAAAAUCCAUGUCAUAUGCUAUAGCAGAGGCAGCAGGAGCAACCGCGGUAGCAGCAGCAACAGCAACACAGCAGCAGCAAGUCAUUAAGUCAGACUGCACCAUUUUCUUCUCACCCUGCAUAAGAGGUGCUCCGGGGAGCUGCGAUCAACUGCCCACCCCCUCUCAGUACCUCGGAGGUGGCUUCUUCCUGGCCUCAGUUGGUGGGCACAGAUUGUCUGGAGGAGUUGCAAGAGGCUCCUCCAGUUGGGGAUGUAUACCUAAAAGAUGGCUGUUUCAACUGGUAAGCUGCUUAUUUGCAGUUGUGCUCGGAGAACCGCAGAAGAGGCUCUAGUCUACUGCUCAAUUUUGGAUGUUUUUCUUUUUUUUCCCACUUGGCAUCUAGUUCUCUCUGUGUGAACAUUUGUGUGCAGGUGUGUAUUUGUGGGAGUGUUUUGGUAUGCUGCAGUGAAUUAUGGGUGGUGCAGAGGCUAAAGCAAGAGUGUGACCUAUCACGAAGGAAGAGAAGUGGACGAUUUUGUGCGUAGUUCUCUUCCCAGCUGUUGCCGCGUUGGGGGAUAAAUCUAUUUAUAUGCAACAUCACCUGGAUUGCUUUGUAGUAGAAAUUGACUCUCAGAAACUAUUACUGCCUGCUUCUGCAAAAUGGCUCAUGCUGCUGCUUCCAUUAAAAAAGUUCGAGAAGCUGAGCUCGAUGAAAAGGAGAAAAACCUUGAGAGGGAAAGAAAAAAACAACGGAAAAUCCCUAGAGAACGAAUAGAGAGGAAACGCAAGUCUGACAGCAAUGCCAGCUUUCUCAGAGCGGCCAGAGCUGGCAAUCUUGACAAAGUGGUAGAGUAUUUGAAAGGAGGAAUAGACAUCAAUACAUGCAAUCAGAAUGGACUCAAUGCCUUGCACCUGGCAGCCAAGGAAGGCCAUGUGGGACUGGUCCAGGAGUUAUUGGAAAGAGGAUCAGCGGUAGAUUCUGCCACUAAGAAGGGAAAUACAGCUCUACACAUUGCAUCAUUGGCUGGACAAGCUGAAGUUGUCAAAGUUCUGGUUAAGGAAGGAGCUAAUAUCAAUGCACAAUCUCAGAAUGGCUUCACUCCUUUAUACAUGGCAGCUCAAGAGAAUCAUCUUGACGUAGUGAAAUAUCUGUUGGAAAAUGGAGCUAAUCAGAGCACUGCUACUGAGGAUGGCUUCACUCCCCUGGCUGUCGCACUACAACAGGGACACAACCAAGCUGUGGCAAUCCUCCUGGAGAAUGAUACAAAAGGAAAAGUGCGACUGCCUGCCCUUCAUAUUGCUGCUAGGAAAGAUGACACCAAAUCUGCAGCCCUCCUGCUCCAGAAUGACCACAAUGCUGAUGUUCAAUCCAAGAUGAUGGUGAAUAGGACAACUGAGAGUGGUUUUACCCCAUUGCACAUAGCUGCACACUAUGGAAAUGUUAAUGUGGCAACACUUCUUCUUAAUCGUGGAGCUGCUGUGGACUUCACAGCCAGGAAUGGCAUUACUCCUCUACAUGUAGCUUCCAAAAGGGGAAACACAAAUAUGGUGAAGCUGUUAUUGGAUCGUGGAGGGCAGAUUGAUGCCAAAACCAGGGAUGGGCUGACACCACUUCAUUGUGCAGCACGGAGUGGGCAUGACCAGGUAGUAGAACUUCUUUUAGAACGAGGAGCCCCCUUGCUGGCAAGGACCAAGAAUGGACUGUCUCCACUUCACAUGGCUGCGCAAGGAGACCAUGUUGAAUGUGUGAAACAUCUGCUACAGCAUAAGGCCCCAGUGGAUGAUGUCACCCUGGAUUAUCUGACUGCCCUCCAUGUUGCUGCACACUGUGGCCACUACCGUGUGACCAAACUUCUCCUGGACAAGAGAGCUAAUCCUAACGCCAGAGCCUUGAAUGGUUUUACUCCACUGCACAUUGCGUGCAAGAAAAACCGCAUCAAAGUCAUGGAACUUCUGGUGAAAUAUGGGGCUUCAAUCCAGGCUAUAACAGAGUCUGGCCUCACACCAAUACAUGUGGCUGCUUUCAUGGGCCACCUGAACAUAGUCCUCCUUCUGCUGCAAAAUGGAGCCUCUCCAGAUGUCACUAACAUUCGUGGAGAGACUGCACUACAUAUGGCAGCCCGGGCUGGGCAGGUGGAAGUAGUCCGUUGCCUUCUAAGAAAUGGUGCUCUUGUGGAUGCCAGAGCCAGGGAGGAACAGACUCCCUUACACAUUGCUUCUCGCCUGGGUAAGACAGAAAUAGUCCAGCUGCUUCUACAACAUAUGGCUCACCCAGAUGCAGCCACUAAAAAUGGAUACACACCUCUGCACAUUUCAGCCAGGGAAGGCCAGGUAGAUGUGGCAUCGGUACUUUUGGAAGCAGGAGCAGCUCACUCUUUAGCUACUAAGAAAGGAUUUACACCACUUCAUGUAGCUGCAAAAUAUGGAAGCCUGGAUGUGGCAAAACUGCUCUUUCAACGUCGUGCUUCCCCAGAUUCCGCUGGCAAGAAUGGCCUCACUCCACUUCAUGUUGCUGCUCAUUAUGAUAACCAGAAGGUGGCACUGCUGCUACUGGAGAAAGGUGCAUCUCCUCAUGCCACUGCCAAGAAUGGCUAUACUCCAUUACAUAUUGCUGCUAAGAAGAAUCAGAUGCAGAUAGCUAUGACAUUACUGAAUUAUGGAGCAGAAACCAGCAUUGUGACAAAGCAAGGGGUCACUCCGCUUCAUCUGGCCUCUCAGGAAGGCCAUACGGACAUGGUAACCUUGCUCCUAGAUAAAGGAUCUAACAUCCACAUGUCAACUAAGAGUGGGCUGACAUCCUUGCAUCUUGCAGCUCAAGAGGAUAAAGUGAAUGUUGCUGAAAUCCUUACUAAGCAUGGGGCCAACAAGGAUGCUCAGACUAAGCUUGGUUAUACUCCUUUGAUUGUGGCUUGCCAUUAUGGAAAUGUAAAAAUGGUCAACUUUCUUCUGAAGCAAGGAGCAAAUGUCAAUGCAAAAACCAAGAAUGGCUACACCCCUCUGCAUCAAGCUGCUCAACAAGGCCAUACUCACAUCAUCAAUGUACUUCUCCAGCAUGGAGCCAAGCCAAAUGCCAUUACCACUAAUGGCAACACUGCCCUAGCCAUUGCUAAACGUCUGGGAUAUAUCUCUGUGGUCGAUACACUGAAGGUUGUAACUGAGGAAGUUACCACUACCACAACGACUGUUACUGAGAAACAUAAGUUAAAUGUACCUGAGACAAUGACCGAGGUCCUUGAUGUUUCUGAUGAAGAAGGUGAAGAUACCAUGACAGGAGAUGGUGGGGAAUAUUUGAGACCUGAAGAUUUGAAAGAACUAGGUGAUGAUUCUUUGCCCAGCAGCCAGUUCCUUGAUGGUAUGAGUUACCUGAGAUACAGCUUAGAGGGAGGACGAUCAGACAGCACCAUACCCGGUCUUCGCUCCUUCAGUUCAGACAGGUCCCACACCCUGAGCCAUGCCUCCUAUCUGAGAGAUAGCACCAUGAUUGAUGAGACAGUUGUGAUCCCUAGCCACCAGGUAUCAACUUUGGCCAAAGAGGCAGAAAGGACUUCUUAUCGUCUCAGCUGGGGUACUGACCAUUUAGAUAAUGUGGCCCUUUCUUCCAGUCCAAUUCAUUCUGGCCACUCAUCUCCAUGUCUUGAUCGUGACAACAGCAGUUUCCUGGUUAGUUUUAUGGUGGAUGCCCGAGGUGGUGCUAUGCGGGGCUGCAGACACAAUGGGCUAAGGAUAAUUAUUCCACCUCGGAAAUGUACUGCUCCAACACGAGUCACUUGCCGACUAGUCAAACGCCAUAGACUGGCCACAAUGCCUCCAAUGGUGGAAGGAGAAGGCCUGGCCAGCCGUCUGAUUGAAGUUGGACCUUCUGGUGCUCAGUUCCUUGGUAAACUUCACCUGCCAACGGCUCCUCCCCCACUUAAUGAGGGAGAAAGCUUGGUCAGCCGAAUCCUUCAGCUGGGGCCUCCUGGAACCAAAUUCCUUGGGCCUGUGAUUGUGGAGAUCCCUCAUUUUGCGGCUCUUCGAGGAAAAGAGAGGGAACUAGUGAUUCUUCGAAGUGAAAAUGGUGAUAGCUGGAAAGAGCAUUAUUGUGAAUACACAGAGGAUGAAUUGAAUGAAAUCCUAAAUGGCAUGGAUGAAGUGCUUGAUAACCCAGAAGAUUUGGAAAAGAAGCGGAUAUGUCGCAUCAUUACUCGAGACUUCCCACAGUACUUUGCAGUGGUGUCCCGUAUCAAGCAGGACAGCAAUUUGAUUGGACCAGAGGGAGGUGUGCUAAGCAGUACUGUGGUAUCCCAAGUGCAGGCUGUUUUCCCUGAGGGAGCACUAACAAAGCGAAUCCGUGUUGGUUUACAGGCCCAACCUAUGCACAGUGAACUCAUCAGGAAGAUCCUGGGCAAUAAAGCUACUUUCAGUCCAAUAGUCACUUUGGAACCCAGAAGAAGAAAAUUUCACAAGCCAAUCACAAUGACAAUUCCUGUCCCCAAAAUCUCCAGUGAUUGCAUGCUGAAUGGUUUUGGGGGUGACACACCUACUUUAAGGUUACUAUGCAGCAUAACAGGUGGAACGACUCCAGCACAGUGGGAAGAUAUCACAGGGACCACACCACUUACAUUUGUCAAUGAAUGUGUUUCCUUUACAACUAAUGUGUCUGCCAGGUUUUGGUUGAUAGACUGUCGACAAAUCCAAGAAUCUGUUACUUUUGCUUCCCAAGUUUAUAGAGAAAUUAUCUGUGUACCCUAUAUGGCCAAAUUUGUAGUGUUUGCCAAAUCACAGGAUCCCAUUGAAGCACGACUGAGAUGUUUCUGCAUGACAGAUGACAAAGUGGACAAGACUCUAGAACAACAGGAAAACUUUGCUGAGGUUGCACGGAGCAGGGAUGUGGAGGUAUUAGAAGGAAAACCUAUCUAUGUGGACUGCUUUGGGAAUCUGGUACCACUAACAAAGAGUGGUCAACAUCACAUAUUCAGUUUUUUUGCCUUCAAAGAAAAUAGACUUCCACUAUUUGUCAAGGUGCGAGAUACAACUCAGGAACCUUGUGGAAGACUUUCAUUUAUGAAAGAGCCCAAAUCAAGCAGAGGAUUAGUGCAUCAAGCAAUCUGCAAUUUAAAUAUCACAUUGCCACUUUAUACUAAGGAGUCAGAUUCAGAUCAAGAACAGGAGGAAGAGAUCGAUAUGACAUCAGAAAAAAAUGAUGAAACAGAAUCUACAGAAACAUCUGUCGUGAAAAGCCAUCUCGUUAAUGAAGUUCCUGUCCUAGCGAGCCCGGACUUGCUCUCUGAAGUUUCUGAGAUGAAGCAAGAUUUGAUCAAGAUGACCGCUAUCUUGACAACAGAUGCCUCAGAUAAGACAGGCUCUAUUAAGGUGAAGGAGUUGGUGAAGGCAGCUGAUGAAGAGCCAGGCGAGCCCUUUGAAAUUGUUGAAAGAGUUAAAGAGGACUUAGAGAAAGUGAAUGAAAUUUUGAGAAGUGGAACAUGCACCAGAGAAGAACGGUUAAAUCAGAAGUCUCAGUCAGGGACAGAAUUAGUAGAAGAAGAGUGGGUUAUUGUCAGUAAUGAGGAAAUUGAAGAGGCUAAGCAAAAGGCUCCCUUAGAAAUUACUGAAUCUCCAUGUGUAGAGGUUAGAAUAGAAACAGGGAAAAGAGAAGAAGUUAAAAAAGACCCAACUGGGAUUGUGAAGUAUCUCACUGAUGAUCUAAAUUCCUUUGAUAGUCUUCAUGAAAUGUGGCCACAGACAGGCCAAGAUUCAGUAGGAAAGAAAUCUGAGGCUACUGUUAUUAGCAGGAGUUCAGAAAAGGAGAGACAAGAUGAGAAACAGAAUACACAAGAACCACACAGACCAACCUUGGGAAUAAAGAAGCCAGUGAGGAAGAAAUUAAAAGAAAAGCAAAAGCAAAAAGAAGAAAAUUUACACACUAGUGAAGGAACAACUGAUCUUAAAAAAUGUAGCUCAGAGGAGUCAUUAGAUGAGGAACCAGGCUUAGCAAUUGAAGCUGGACACAGUAUAAGAGCUGUGUCUCCAGUAAUAGAAGAAACCCCCAUUGGCUCAAUAAAAGACAAAGUAAAAGCACUACAGAAACGAGUAGAGGAUGAACAGAAAGGCCGCAGCAAAUUACCUGUCAGAGUGAAAGGCAAAGAGAGUAUGACUCAGGAGAUCCCUAAAAAGACAAUUCACAGGUCACAUCUGCCUGUGUCAUCGUCAGCUAAAACAGAAAGACAUUCACCUGUUUCACCCUCCACGAAGACAGACAGACAUCCUCCUGUUUCAGGCUUAACAAAAACAGAGAAACAAUCACCUAUAUCAUCCUCAUCCAGAAGUGAAAGGCCUGCACCUAUGUCAUCCUCUGGGAAAACAGAGAAACAUCCAUCUAUAUCACCAUCCAGUAAAACAGAGAGACGCCCACCUAUGUCACCUUCUGGGAAAACAGAGAAACACUCAUCUGCAUCAUUUUCUGGGAAAACAGAGAAACACCUGCCCAUAUCACCCUCUGGGAAAACAGAAAGACAUCCUUCUACUUCAUCAUCCUCAAAAACAGAAAAGCACCCACCUGUAUCACCCUCCUCAAGAACAGAGAAACACUCACCUGCAUCACUCUCCUCAAAAGCAGAGAAGCACCCACCCAUAUCAUCCUCCUCAAAAGCAGAGAAGCAUCCACCUGCAUCACCCUCCUCAAAAACAGAGAAGCACCUGCCUGUAUCACCCUCCUCAAAAGCAGAGAAGCACCUGCCUAUAUCACCAUCAUCAAGAACAGAAAGACUUGAAGAGACAAUGUCAGUUCGAGAAUUAAUGAAAGCCUUCCAGUCAGGUCAGGACCCAUCUAAACAUAAAGCUGGAUUAUUUGAACACAAAUCUUCAAAACAAAAAUCACCACCAGAAAAAGGAAAAAUCCGGGUAGAAAAAGAAAGGGGACAGCCACUAACACAGAAAGAAAGCUCCCUGAAAUCAGAAAGUCAAACAAUCAAACGAGGCCAAAAAUUUCAAGCAAUAGCAGUUUUUGAUUCUAAGAGAGGAGCUCGAAUCUCUGGAGCCAUUAAGAGAGAGGAUAUAGUUGAUGAAAAAGAGAAUGCUUUGGGUCUAACAAUAUCUGAACCAGCUCACUCUGUGCUUCAAGAAGAAAGCAUGACAGAGAGUUUCUUUACAAAGGAAAAGGGAGUUGAUGACUUAGGGGACUUUGAUCUCCAAAUCAGCCCAGACAGAAAAACCUCAACUGACUUUUCUGAGGUCAUAAAGGAAGAGCUAGAAGAUAAUGACAAAUAUCAACAGUUUCGACAAUAUAAAAAUACAGAAAAGGCACAGAUCCACUUAGACAAAGUGCUGACAAGUCCAUUCAGUGCCACUUUUCCAUCUGAUUACAUGAAGAGUGGGUUUGUACCAGAGCUAACAUUAGAGAGCAAUGCCUUAGAUAAUAGCUGUGAAAACCUUAAACAUGAAGGAGUAGCUGCUUCUCCAUGUGGAAGUCUUAUGGAAGGGACACCACCUCAGGUUAGUUCAGAGGAAAGCUAUAAGCAUGAGGGACUUGCAGAGACUCCUGAGACAAGCCCCGAAAGCCUUUCUUUCUCAACAAAGAAAGCAGAUGAGCAAAUUGGGGAAACAAAGGAAACUACUGUGGUAGAUGGGCCAACUGAAACUCAUUCAGCAAAACAUCACUCCACAAUCAAAGACAUUACCUAUGCUUCUGAAAAGCCAUUUGCUGUAGUUAAUGAGACUAUGAAGCCUACUACCGAGUGUCUUUCAAAAGAGGUUGAUGGGGACUGUUCCAGAGAUAUAUGCCACAGACAAGAAGUUGGUUGCAUGAAAGCACUUGCCAAAGAAGCCAGCAAUGAAAGUCAGCUGAUGCUUGAUAGCUUAACUUCCCUGACACAAGCUGGUGAUGAGGACAAAGAAUCAAUUACCAUUGAAGACACAGAUCAGACAAAAGCUCCAGAAGUUUCUGACACUUCCAUACAGAAAGGUGAAAACAUGGACACCUCUGUAAAAAAAGGUAAAGAGACAGAAUCUGAGCACUGUGGAAGUAUUAGAAAUCCCCAGGGACUAGAACUUUCCCUUCCCAGCCAUGAUAGUGAAGGCCUCAGCCCUGUAGCUGAUGAAUCAUUGGCAAUCAGUCACAAAGACUCUUUGGAAGCAAGUCCAGUCCUAGAAGACAAUUCCUCCCAUAAAACCCCAGAUUCUUUAGAGCCAAGUCCUUUGAAGGAGUCGCCUUGCCGUGAUUCCCUUGAAAGCAGUCCUGUUGAGCCAAAGAUGAAGACUGGAAUUUUCAUAGGUCAUGUUUCACUUCCUGCAUCCUCCGCCAAAGCUGAAGUCUUCACAGAACUAGCUUCUGUGCGUUCGAGGUUUCUCCGUGACCCUGAUGGUAGUGCUGAGGAUGACAGCUUGGAACAAACCUCUUUAAUGGAGAGUUCUGGGAAGAGUCCUCUUUCUCCUGACACCCCCAGCUCAGAAGAGAUUAGUUAUGAAAUCACACCCAAAGCAACUGAUGCUGAUGCACCUAAACCAGCAGUAAUCCCUGAAUGUAAAGAAGAGGAUGAUUCUGAAAAUGGAGAAAAGAAGAGAUUCACCCCUGAAGAGGAAAUGUUUAAAAUGGUAACCAAGAUAAAAAUGUUUGACGAACUUGAACAGGAAGCCAAACAAAAGAGGGACUGCAAAAAGGAAUGUAAACAAGAAGAAUCCUCUAUGGUCUCUGAGCUAGAUUGUGACAAUACAAUUUCAACAGAAGUAAAAAAAUCUAUGGCAAGUGAGGAAAGGAAAGGAGACAUUCCAGAUAUCGCAGUUGUGACAUCUGAAAGCAGGAAGGCAUCUUCAUCAUCAGAGAGUGAGCCUGAGUUGACCCAGCUGAAGAAAGGUGUCUCGGAUCUCCUACUAGAGCCAGUCAUCCGAGUACAGCCUCCUUCUCCACUUCCAUCUGACAUUGACUCCAAUUCCAGCCCUGAAGAAGGAUUCCAGCCCAUUGUUUCUAAACAAUAUACUUUCAAAAUAGAGGAAGAGACCCAGCAAGAAUCAGCAAAGCCAACAAUGGACAAAGAUUCUGAAUCUCCUUCCCCUGAGGAAAAACACACCAUUUCUGUUGAAGAAUCAGAGAAUCUGCAGUUUGAUCCAAGCAAGGAGAUAGAAACUGGCAAAGCAGAGACUUGUACUGGACAUGGAUGUGAACCCUGCAGUCCUAAUGAGCCAGCCAUUUCAUUCCAUCCAGAUAUCCAAACUUCCACUGGUGAUGAUUUUGAAGAGAAAUCAGUGGCCCAUAAAAAAUCAUUACAUCAACAAGAUACUCAGGAAAAAGACAUAGUGGGAGAAAAGUUAAAUCUUGAUAUUUCCAAAAUCAAAUCUAUCAAAGUAGAUUGUUCCUGUGAAGAAAAAUCUCAGUUCUUAUUCCCAGUUUCCCAUUGCUCAACAACUGAUAAAACAGAACCAGAUAAAGACAUUUCCAUCACAUCCUCAGCUGUAGAAUUAGAUAUUGCAAAAAGUGAUCACAGUUUUGAGAGCUCUCCCAAGAACAUUCUUACUGAAGACCUAUCCAUUGCUAUUGAAACAGACAAAUUGUCCAUAAGUGUUCCUGUAACUGAUGCAGCUUACACUGAUGAAUGUACAGAUCUACACAUCACAAGCCCUUAUGAAAAUGUCCCUUCCCAAUACUUUUUUUCUAGUGAACAAAGUAAGAUCAAAACAAUUACUGGACAAACAGAAGACUUGCUUUCCACUGAAGCUCAUUCUAUUAACAUAAAAUCAUCUAUUAAUGAUACAAUAAUGGAAAGUUCCCUUAGUGAAUCUGUUUCAAGAGAAAUGUCACUUUUUGAAGACCAAUAUAUGGAAAUAGAAUCAAAACAAGAAAAUUCCCUGCAAACAGGUGAUACUGCCUCAUCCUUAGGAAUACCUGCAUCUCCUAGUGAGCAUAGAAGUAAGGUCAUCAUCACUAAAACUGAUGUGGAUUCCGAUUCAUGGAGUGAAAUACGGGAAGAUGAUGAAGCAUUUGAGGCUCGAGUGAAAGAAGAAGAACAGAAGAUUUUUGGAUUGAUGGUAGAUAGGCAGUCACAGGGUACAACACCUGAUACCACACCUGCUAGAACACCAACAGAAGAGGGGACACCUACAAGUGAACAAAAUCCCUUUCUCUUCCAAGAAGGAAAGCUGUUUGAGAUGACCAGAAGUGGUGCCAUUGACAUGACCAAACGAACCUAUGCAGAUGAAAGUUUUCAUUUUUUCCAAAUUGGGCAAGCCAACCAGGAGACUGUAUCCAAAGACAUAAAAGAAGGAAUGACAAAAGUGGAGCCCUCUCAAUUGGAGAGAUUACCAGAGUCGGUGAUAGAUUCUGAAGAUACAGAUUUGUUAACAGAAGACUUGAGUGAGAAAGUAGAUGAAAAAGCUUCUACAGAUGCUGGAGUUAUCAAAGCUAACCAUACAUCAGGAAUUCCAGUGAAAGUGGGAAUUUCAACUUCCUUUCAAUCAACCACAAAAGAAGUUAUUUCCACAGACACUGCAGACACUGAGACUUUCUCCUCUCAGGAAACUGGUGAUAUGGCCAGUGUGUGCACCAUAGCUCAGAUAUCUUGUUCUGACUCCCCUGAGCCUAUUACAGAAGCUCAGUUAGAUUUUCCUACUGUCACAAGGUCUGUCUAUUUUGAACAAGAGGAUGAUUCCCCAGAUUCUUCCCCUGAGGAUCAGAAAUCUGUAAUUGAAAUACCCACUGGAGCCACGGAGAAUGUGCCUUCUGCUGAAAGCAAGUCCAGAAUUCCUGUCCGGACUUUAUCAGCUUCAUCCUCAGAAUUACCAUCCAUAGAAUGUGAGGUUUCUCUUUCUGAGGAUUCUCCACUCAGUCCAAAUGAUGAAAGUAAGAAUGAUGAAGCAAAACCAAAGUCUAAAAUCCCCAUCAAAGCUUCCUUCCAAAGAGUUGAGCAGCAGUUUACAUACACAGAGACAUCUGACCAGCAGACAGUGACUCCUCAGCCCUCAGAGCCAAUAAAUAAAGGACAUGAUAAUCUAAGUAAAUCUGAAUCUGAUGCUAGCUCUUGGGACUCAAAGACCAAACAUUCAGUGAAAGCUAGAAAUUAUGUUGAGGUAGAAUCAGAGACCAGAGAGAGUGCAGGGGAACUCCAGUUAAAAACAGAUGAGGGAACUCCACAACCAAAGACAUUUUCCUCAAUGUUGCCAGUUAAAAAUAGAAAUACCUCUUCAUCCUGCAGGACCAUUAGCCCCACAAAAGACAGUAAGGAACACUUUUUUGACCUUUACAAAAAUUCCAUAGAAUUCUUUGAGGAGAUUAGUGAUGAAGCUUCCAAGUUAGUAGAUAAGCUUACCCAGUCAGAGAGGGAGCAAGAAUUAAUGUCAGAUGAUGAAAGUAGCAGUGCCCUGGAAGUUUCUGUAAUUGAAAAUGUGAUACCCGUUGAGAUGGAGCAGUCAGUGCGAGAGGACAUCUUUGAUACCAGGCCCAUUUGGGAUGAGUCCAUUGAGACUCUGAUUGAGCGCAUUCCUGAUGACAAUGGCCAUGACCAUGCUGAAGAUCUGCAGAAUGACCAAGAGCAUAUUGAAGAAAGGUUGGCUCAUAUUGCUGAUCAUCUUGGCUUUAGCUGGACAGAAUUAGCAAGAGAACUGGAUUUCACAGAAGAACAAAUUCACCAAAUCCGAAUUGAAAACCCUAAUUCUCUACAGGAUCAGAGUCAUGCAUUACUGAAAUACUGGCUUGAAAGAGAUGGUAAACAUGCUACAGACAAAAGCCUCACUGAGUGUCUAACUAAGAUCAAUCGGAUGGAUAUUGUUCAUCUAAUGGAAACUUGCAUCAUGGAACCUCUCCAAGAGCGAACUAGUCGUACUUAUGCAGAAAUAGAGCAGACAAUUGCACUAGACCAUAGUGAAGGGUUUUCGGUGCUUCAGGAAGAGAUGUGUACCCCACCACACAAGAAAAGGGAGCAAGCUGUUUCUAAAGAGCAUGAGUCAUUUUCUGAUCAUCCCCCCAUUGUCUCUGAAGAGGACAUUUCUGUUGGCUAUUCUUCCUUUCAGGAUAGCAUCUCUAAAACUGAGGGAGAGUUGACAGUAGAAGAGCUCACUCAACAAAUUCACAAAGAACGAAUGCAAACCGAGUUCUCAGGGAAACUUGAAGAUUUGAAAGAAGUUUCUCCCAUUGAUCACCAGCAAGAGUACUUUGUCACUACUCCAGGAACUGAACAGGAAGAACCAAGAAAAGUUGUCCAACUAACUGGUUUCCUCCUUAAAACACCUGAAGAAAUUACUGGAACUUUUGAAGAAGAGAGGCUCUAUAUCCCGACCCCAGCACCCAAUGAUCAAGGAGAAUCCCCCAUUGUGCAAGAACCUGAGGAGUUCCUUUUAAAUAAGGAUGAGAGCUCUCCAAGGAGAAGUAGUCUUGUCAUUAUAGAGUCAGCUGAAGACCAAGCACAGAAACUUGAAAAAUUUGAAGAAGAAUCUUUUGAAAAGGGAAAUGAAAUGCCUGACAUACCAUCAGAAACAGUGACAGAAGAAGAAUAUAUUGAUGAACAUGGACACACUGUAGUGAAGAAGGUCACCAGAAAGGUCAUUAGGCGGUACCUAUCCCCAGAGGGCAUAGAAAAAGAAGUUACUACGUGUGGAACUCUACAAGAGCCUGUGAUUAUUGAAGAAGGAGAUGGUUAUUCCAAAGUUAUAAAACGUGUAGUGUUGAAGAGCAACAGUGAACAAUCAGAGGUAACUUUCUCUGAGCCCAAUGUUUCACAAUUUCAAUCUGAGCCUGUGGAAGGCCGUAAGGUCAGCAAAGUUGUUAAGACAACCAUGGUACAUGGAGAAAGGAUGGAGAAACAUCUGGGGGAUGCUAGUUUAGCUACUGAUCUUCCAUCAGCCAAAGAUGACUUUGAAGAGGCUUUGAGUUAUGCAGGUAGCCAUGGGAAAGUCCAUCUACCUAGUUUAGUAGAAAAUGAAAUCAUGAAAGAGGAUGGAUCAGUUAUUAAAAGGACAACAAUGAAUAAAGCCGAGAGACAGAAGAGGACUGUAGUAAAAGACCAACAUGAAAAACACAUUCACUUGGAACAGAUGGAAGAUACACCAGAAGCACUAAAACCAGAUGACCUCCAACAUGACCUUCAGCAAUUUCUUAGAUAUUUCUGUAGGGAGGACUGGAAGCAUGAGGCCAAAUGAGGGGCUACCCACAUCUUAUAAAGAAAAUUACAUACCCACUUAAUAUGCAGCUUUCACUUUCUUCAGGAUGUGUAGUGAUCACAAAUUCCUUAAUUAAUGAAAUACACACAGUGACUUUGGUUUUCUUCUCUCCCCUCCUCUCACCCCGACCUUUCUUUUUUUUCCAUUUAUUUUUAAUUGUGACCAAAAAGUCACAAAAAUCACAAAGCUGAUUUGUGACCAAUUGGAUAGUUUACCCACUAAAUUGUUAUCUUUAUGCUGUACUGGGAACUUGCCACCUCAAUUGUUCCCUUGCUUCCAGCUAGUUCCGUGAGAAUCCUUUGAUCUGGACAACACCAUCUGCAGGCCUCUUCAUGUUCUGAUAUUCUGAUGAAAAUACCUACACAGACGGAAUAUAGAUAAAGUGCUUGAACUUACAAAACUUUCAAAGAAAAUGUAAAGGGUUUAUAGAAAUUGCUGAACAAUAAAGAUAUUGCUAACACAAUCGACUAAAAAUACAGAUCUGUGCAAAGCUACCUUGACCAUAGGACUUCCAGCUUAGUAAUCUCUCACCAUGAAGGGCUGUAAGGGUCAGGUGAUGAUCACUGUCAAGUACAGCCCUUUACUAUGAAGUGCCCACUGGCUGUGCCCAUCUACACUUUAAGACUCUUAACUGCCACUUAAAGAAUUCUGGGGGAUAAAACCAUUGGAGAAUUAAAGAAAAUGAUUAAAUAAUCAAAUCUCUAGCAGCUAAACUACAUCCUAUGGUACAUUUGAAUCUUAAGAUCUUUCCAAUUUGGGACUCAUGGGCAGGGUGUAUUAAAUAGAUGUAACAUAGUCAUUUUUUGUUCUCACUGCUUUAGUAAAUCACAUUGUCUUACUGAUGUGGUACCUUCUGCUGGCCACUGCAUUGUAGAUAACUCAGUGGAAAACAAGGUUUACUUUUUAGACAUACAGUUAAAUUCUCACCAUAUUUGUUUGGUUUUUUUAAAUUUUCUGGAUUGCCUCUUCCCAGAUAUACAUGCAUGUGGCAUUUACAAAACUCAACCCCAAAACAAAAAUCCUCUUAUAAUUAUAUUAAGAGCUUAUCAUCCUUAUUCUUAGCACUGAGUGAUCAGUUUUGAACUUCAGAAUGAGAUUGUUUUCUGUUUGGUAAUGAGGUUCAGAAGAUUUGGUUUGGGUUAGUAUUUUUGAUUUUUUGUUUACAUUUUUGGCUAACAUGCUACUUACAAGAAAUAUUUCUGCAUUUUUUUUGUUUGAUUCAAAGAAGGGAAUAUAAAAUCUGAGAAAUUUACAUGUCCUAUACCUUAUUCUUCUAGUGGUUGGAGCUGUGUAGUAUUUUAACACACACACAUACACAUAUAUAAAACACACACAAAUAUCUACAUAUAAACAAUAUACAUUUUGAAUCAGUUAUUUGAUAAAGUAUAUUCAACGUUGAAGAGUGGAAAAAAUGAGUCAAUCCUCCAGGGACUGAAAAUUUUCUAAUUCUAUCUAGUCUUUUCCUGUUGUGGGGGGAAAAAAUGAUUCACUCUUGCUCUAAAAAUAAAAAAAAUAAAAAACAAAGGCUGCAUACAAUGGCAUUUGAUCAUUAAAAUAACAAUGCCAAGAGGGGGAAAAAAACAAACAAAUCUUUCUUGAGAGGCAAAGCUGUUCAAAGGCCAAAGCUUCUAAGUCUCCAGUACUAGCACUUUUUGGCAGUCAGAUAGAAAAUAAAGUGUUCUUUGGCAGUCAAAAUGAGAGAGGUCUAGGGUAGAACAUUUAAGACACAUCCUGGCUUUCUCCUUGUCAAGAACAGCAUUGAUUGACCUUUAAUGAAGCUCAAGAAAAGCAUUUCUUUUGUGUUUCUUGCGGUGCAGAUGAUGUCUGUGUAACAACAUAAUGGUUAUUCACCUUUUUUGAUUUUGGUUUUUUGCUGUGUUAUCAAAAAACUUGAAUACUGUGAGAAAAAAAGUGAAUUUUAAGUUGAUGAAUCAGCAUCUUGUUCCCAUGGUGAUAACACCAAUUGAAUAUAUCUAUGAGGGCAUGUAUUAGUUAAAGGAAAAAAAAAUACACUAACAACACAUAGCUGCAAUGUGUACAAUGGCUGAUUUAAUUAAAUAAAUUGUACAAGUGUUAAAUGUA